Molecule: messenger RNA, 1012 nt
Organism: Raphanus sativus (radish)
Lineage: Eukaryota; Viridiplantae; Streptophyta; Magnoliopsida; Brassicales; Brassicaceae
Product: vacuolar protein sorting-associated protein 32 homolog 1
Exons: 7
Coding region: 197-841 (214 amino acids)
Biological process (GO): vesicle budding from membrane; late endosome to vacuole transport via multivesicular body sorting pathway
Cellular component (GO): multivesicular body; cytoplasmic side of plasma membrane; ESCRT III complex
Source: RefSeq, a predicted model, not a curated record
GUAGUAUUACAAAGUAAUAAAGGAUUAGGAAAACCAAAUCACUGGAAUUUAUAUAAAUUUGCAACAAAAAAAAACUUCAAACACCGUUUCUUCUUCACUCGAUUUAAUCUCUCUCAAUCAGGCAACCUUAGCAUCGAAAUCUCUCAGAGUUCUCGAGUGUGAUUUUCGAGUUAUUACUAAUCAAAACAAUUGAGCAAUGUUUACUCGGCUAUUCCGUAAACCUAAGCAGAAGGAGACAAAAAUUCUCCAAAUAUUAGAGAAGCUUAAUGAGACUCUUGGCAUGCUGGAGAAGAAGGAAAGUUUGCUUCUCAAGAGAGCUGCUCAAGAGGUUGAGAGAGCAAAGCAGUUCACCCGUGCCAAGAACAAACGAGCGGCUAUGCUAUGUUUGAAAAGGAAGAGGGUCUAUGAGCAACAAGUUGAACAGAUUGGAACUUACCAGCUCCGUAUUCAUGAUCAAAUGAUUAUGUUAGAAGGUUUUAAAGUAACAACAGAGACUGUAGAUGCUUUGAGGAGUGGUGCUUCUGCGAUGAAAGCUAUGCAGAAAGCAACAAACAUUGGCGAUGUAAACAAGACAAUGGAUGAGAUCAAUGAGCAGGCAGAUAACAUGCGACAGAUCCAGGACGCAUUGUCUGCUCCAUUUGGAUCUGAUUUCGAUGAGGAUGAAUUGGAAGCAGAACUUGAAGAACUUGAAAGCGCAGAGCUAGAAGAGGAACUUCCUGAGCCAGUAAGACCUGUUCAAAACCUUCCUAAAGGAAAGCAACCGGCUCGUCCUGCAACUCAGAAGAAACAGACUGCUUAUGAAGAUGAGCUGGUUGCAUUACAAGCUGAUAUGGCUCUCUAAAAGGUCUUCAACUGCAAAAGUUAAAGAGAAACUAGGGUUUUGUUUACUGCAGCGGAAGCUGGUCGUCUUAGAAUAUGAGGUUUGUGUGUGCAUUAUUUAAACACAGAAGGAAGAAAGUUUGAAUGUGUAUAAGGAUCCGAGUCAAAUUCUUUUGAAAGUUUUUUGUCUAAA